Messenger RNA from Aspergillus melleus, 4008 nucleotides. It is a transcript of the gene CDC15, whose product is annotated as serine/threonine-protein kinase. The coding region runs from base 1 to 4008 and encodes 1335 amino acids. Lineage: Eukaryota; Fungi; Ascomycota; Eurotiomycetes; Eurotiales; Aspergillaceae. The record is from RefSeq and is a predicted model, not a curated record. Gene Ontology annotation, cellular component: cytoplasm. Gene Ontology annotation, molecular function: ATP binding; protein serine/threonine kinase activity. Gene Ontology annotation, biological process: protein phosphorylation. The transcript is spliced from 10 exons.
AUGGUCUCUCGAGCCAACGAGGGGAACGAGGGGCCUCCUCCAUCCUCUAAAACCCCGAAUACCCCCGCCAAAACACGCAUAGCGAGACUCGGCUCCAGCCCAUCGAAAAGAGAAGAUAAAGCAAAGGACGACCGGGUUAUUAAGUCAUCAGCCAAGGAUGUUGCGGAACUCAAGGAUUAUCAACUGGGGGACUGUCUGGGGAAGGGCGCAUUUGGGUCGGUCUAUAGGGCUCUCAACUGGAACACCGGGGAGACCGUUGCUGUCAAGCAAAUCAAGCUCGUAGACCUUCCCAAGAGUGAGCUGCGGGUUAUUAUGCUGGAGAUCGAUCUCCUGAAGAACUUGGAUCAUCCGAACAUUGUCAAGUACCAAGGAUUCGUGAAGUCUGUCGAAACUUUGAAUAUAAUCCUCGAAUAUUGCGAGAAUGGCUCCCUUCACUCAAUUGCGAAGAACUUCGGUCGUUUCCCAGAAAAUCUUGUGGGUCUAUACAUGUCGCAAGUGCUUCACGGUCUCUUGUAUCUCCAUGAGCAAGGUGUGAUACACAGGGACAUCAAGGGUGCCAAUAUUCUCACGACGAAACAGGGCCUAGUCAAACUUGCAGACUUCGGAGUGGCUAGCCGUACCACCGGGCUCAGCGAGUCCAGUGUUGUCGGCACACCCUACUGGAUGGCUCCUGAGGUGAUUGAACUUUCUGGUGCAACGACGGCCUCUGAUAUCUGGAGUCUUGGCUGUACUGUGAUUGAGCUGCUAGAGGGAAGGCCUCCUUAUUAUAACCUCCAACCCAUGCCUGCUCUUUUUCGUAUUGUGAACGAUGAUCACCCCCCGCUACCGCAAGGUGCCUCACCGGCCGUCAAGGAUUUCUUGAUGCAGUGCUUCCAAAAGGACCCUAACCUUCGUGUCUCGGCAAAGAAACUGCUUAAACAUCCAUGGAUAGUCAAUGCACGUCGAUCGGAUUCGGUGGUCCCUAAGAAAUCAACGGAAUACGAGGAAGCCGUGAAAAGUGUUCAGGAGUGGAAUGAGGCCCUACGUUCACCGAGUGCAGGAACCCUCCGAAAACCUCAAUACUCCGGGGGCCUACCUUCGUCUCGAAAUACGCCGACUAAAGACUCCCUUCCGUCGCCAAUUGCUACCCAUGUGGCGGAUCAAUUUCGGUCUCCGAUCUCUCCGGAAGAGGACAAUUGGGACGAUGACUUCGCCACAGCCAUUUCUCCCAGCGCUUUGCAAUUGCCUCACCUUCGGCCACAGGAUAACUUCGGAGGGAUGCUGUCCUCAGAGAAGCUCAAAGCGUUCGCAUCUCUUGAUGGGACGGUAUUGAGGUCAGAGGAUAGCUUCGAUGAAUUUGAGGACUCCUUCCAGGGCUCAUUCAAUUCUGGAGAAUUAGAUCCCCUAGAGACCAUCCGCCCUUCGCCGCCGAAACGAACAACCACCGAAGGCGGGCAACCACAGAAUCGCUCGCCGUAUAACUUUGCUAACGGCACAUUCGCGCCUAUGCAAAACGUACCGAUCCUAAAUCCGAAUCCGGUGCCACCCAUGAGGCAGCCACGCCCAGCGUCGUUUUACAAGGAAAACUCAGUCGAAGAUUAUUCGGAUCUAAUCAGGGCCAACGAGGACGUCCUAGACCGUAAGCUGGGCGCUUUUCAGGAGGUGGACGAAGACGCUGCGAUGUUCGAAGACAUGGCCUCGAAAGAGAUAGUGCGAUAUCAACCCCGGUCCGAGGAUAGGGGAGAUCAGCAGCCCCAGCUUAGAAAACAAAUUUCAGUCAAGCGCCACCGAUCAGCAAUAGAGAUCCAGCGUUUCACGGAGAAUGAGACCGAUGAGGAUUUCUCCGAUAUCCUAGGCACAGGUGUAGUUACUUUGGAUAAAUCCGAAAAUGAUCGACGCCCAGACCCAAGCACGUUGAUGCUGAACUCGAAGCUGUCCAACAAUUCCUGGCUCGGGGACCAGGAUGAUGAGGAUGAUCCCUUCGCCCAGCUGGAGGAAGGGCUGGAUGAAAUGGACCUGGAAGCUAACAUAGCCCGUGACAAGCAUGCUCGACUUCGCAACCAGGUCGAGGGGCUUGUGAGCUCUCUCAAAACUUCGCAGGACGAAGAUGUUCUCGGGGAGAUUUCGGAGCAACUGCUGACAGUCUUCUGUGAUCUACCGGAAACGAAAAACAUCAUUAUCAGCGCCCACGGGAUGCUGCCAAUUCUUGAGAUCCUCGAUAUGUGUCGUCGACGAGACAUAAUCCUAUGCCUCCUGAGGAUUGUAAAUGCGAUCAUUUUCAACGACUACGAGAUACAGGAGAACCUCUGCUUUGUGGGAGGUAUACCUAUCAUCAACGAAUUCGCAUCAAAGAAAUACCCCCGAGAGAUUCGACUCGAAGCCGCGGCAUUUGUACAGCAGAUGUAUCAGACUUCUACACUUACACUACAGAUGUUCGUCAGUGCAGGAGGACUGAACGUGCUGGUGGAGUUCUUAGAGGAUGAUUACGAAGAUGAGCGAGACCUUGUCUUGAUUGGUGUGAACGGCAUCUGGAGUGUCUUCGAACUUCAGGGCUCAACACCCAAAAAUGACUUUUGUCGAAUUCUAUCGCGGAAUUCUGUUUUAGACCCUCUGUCCCUCGUUCUCAGUCGGGUUUUGGAUGAGGACGGAGCGUUGGCCGAGGUCGUCGAAGGCCGUAUUGCAAACAUCUUCUUCAUUUUCUCCCAAGCAGAGAACCAUGUCAAGGAGAUGGUCGCCGAGCGAACGGUCCUACACAGGGUACUGAAAGAAUUGAGGCGCAUGACACCAGCGCAUCAGAUCACCAUGUUGAAGUUUAUCAAGAACUUGUCCAUGCUGUCCACAACACUUGACUCACUUCAGAAUUCGAAUGCAAUUGACGUGUUAACGGAUCUACUGAGGUCCACCAUUAAACGCCCGCAUUUCCGAGAAGUGUCGAACCAGAUCCUGAAUACGAUCUAUAAUAUGUGCCGCUUGAACAAGUCUCGGCAAGAGGACGCAGCCUUGAAUGGCAUCGUGCCACUGCUCCAAAAAAUCGUGAAGACUGAGCGGCCACUAAAGGAAUUUGCAUUGCCCAUUCUCUGCGACAUGGCGCAUUCAGGCAAAGUUGGGCGGCGGGAGCUGUGGCGCAAUAAAGGUCUUGCGUUCUACAUAUCCUUACUAUCCGACCCGUAUUGGCAGGUUACGGCAUUGGAUGCCAUAUUCACUUGGCUUCAAGAAGAGACGGCCAAGGUUGAGGAGCAUCUACUAGAGAAUCGCUAUGACAAGCUCUCUUUCACCGAUGCAAUCAUCCGUUGUCUGACCUUGUCGAAAGCCAACGCAUUUGAGAAUCUCCUAGAGCCUUUGCAAAAGCUUCUGAGAUUGAGUCCUCCGAUUGCCUCGACUCUCGCUCGGCCAGAUCUGUUUACUCGUAUUGACCAGAAGUUGCACCAUACCAAAGCUGCCGUGAGGCUGAACCUACUCCGGAUCAUAUCCAGCAUUUGUGAUUCUAGCGAAGAGCAAGGCGGACUUCUCGCCAAAUACGGUCUUUUGGACGCAAUUGGAGAGCUCGAGCACGAUCCUGCCAUUCUCGUAAGAGACAUGGCCGGGAAGCUUAUCAAGUCUAACGAGAGGAGCGAAGCUUACAGUCUCGGCAAACGCAAGCCGGGCGUGAGACGGAUGAGCACAUCCACCACGCCACCGGGCUUGCUCACCAGCCAAUCCAGUCCCACCACCCCCCAGUUCAACCGGUCUAGCCAGUCCAAGGCAUACUACGAGGGCAGAGAAAGCCAAAGACAUCCGCGAAACGCUCUCAGCGGCUCAGCAUUGGCACUCCGGCCGGGGAGUAGGGACGGCGCCAACCCUAGUCUCGCAGCGGGACUGAAUGGAGGCUCCGGUGCGUCGAGACACCGGCUGUCACGAGGGAUUUCCGACAAUCGCAUGUCCCAUGUCGACUUUCUACCCGAAGACAAUCCUCGACCAUCAAGUUCGGUGUCCCGUCGGCCAUCGAUCAUCCCCAGACGACGGCGUACGGCACCAACCGAUGCAGACUAG